GGUAAUGAAUGAGGAAAAACAAAUAUGAUAUGACCAGUAGCAACUUAGAAUGUAAUCUGGAUGCAAUUAAGGUGGUUUUGUUUCAGUGAAAGGUGGUGACUGAAGUCCCAUGAUUUGUAAUUCUGAGGAAUGUGAAAGUCUCUGUAGGAUCAGGUGGAUUAUUGUCCUUGAGGAUCAACAGUAUUUGGGUGAAGCCAAAGUCCUUGUUAGAAAUGAGGAGAUUGUCUCGAUAAAUUACGAUCACAUUAAAGUUCUAAUGUACAAGCAGACAGUCCACGACUCGGAUGAUAUUUCAUCCGAUGCUUUCAUUGUCCCAUUAAUAAAAGCCAGACUUAGAUCUUCUUUAGAUCCUUUCCAUGUUGCAACGUUUAAGAGCCAGAUCCUCUCGUAAAAAAUGAUUUGUGUAAUGACUGGUAAUGUAUUUAGUGUCCAGCAGAGGGUCUGCUGUGUGGCUCUUGACAUUGUGCCGUAUCGUAAUACAGGUCCUAAUGACGAGGAUGACCCUAACCGCACAAACCACCGCUUAAAAUCAUGUCUGUUUGUCAUGUCAGUUUAAAGGAAAGAGAAGGAGAAAGUGUCGAGAGUGGGAUAGGUUGUCAUCUGUGGAUUUCUCAGAGUGCAUUGACACAGCACUGGUGAGGGGUGGGUGAUCUGUUUGUGCAAACUGCUGCUGAUUGACUACUGCAGGGUUACAGGGCAUCAUCAGUAAAAGAGUCAUUGGGAAAUGGUGUCAAACAGUUAAUAGCGCAAUAGAAGGAGAGAGAAGGUAACAAGUCUUUACCACAGCAUAUGUUGUUGUGUACAAUAACAAAAUGACUGGGCCAGGGUUGAAAUAUUUUGGUGAUCCUGCAGAUAUUCAUUUCUUUUUUGCUGGAGCAAACACAAACCAAUUUCCUGUUUAAAAAAAGCACAAGGAAACUUUAGUCUGCAGCGCCUGUGUGGCAUAAACACAACUUCCGCCCUCUGCAUUUUACAAGUUUUCUAGUAUGUAGUGCUCUGUCUAAUAUCCCUUUACACGAAAAGUAAACAGCACGUGUCAUAUGCAGUCGUGCUGACAGCAACGCCUCCCCUGUUCCUACCGAGCAGGAUGAGCGAGAGAACACCAGAACACAGCAGAACAGCAAGCCUCUUGUCAACCUGCUUGUCUGUUUGUGUGUAGGUGUGUUUACUGCUUUUUAAUCCAAGCACAGAACGCAUCAAUAUUCAUACUGACUGGGGAUGGGCUGGUUUGAGGAAACGGGUCUUUCGUGGACCACUCACUGCAGAAUUCCGUAGCUCAUCCGUGUGCUUUUGUAUGCAGAUGUGUUAUUGAUUUCAUUUGUCUCCAUGCACCUCCUUGCUGAUGGUUUACUUUUCCCAUCAAUAAACAGGAUUGUUUCACUUAAGAGGGUAGAGGGAAAACUAAUGGCUCGUAAUGGAUGGUAAUGGAUUGUGUUUUAAGACAGCUGUGCAUCUGUGAGAAAACUGCCCUGUCACCCCCCUGAACACACGUGUGCUGUCAUACAUGUUUUUCUACAGUUGGUUUCGACGCUCGUUGAUAUCAUGCACAGGUCUUCAACCUUUUUUUUUUUUUCCACCACUGACAGUUUUCCUGUGAGACAGUAUUCUCAACAGUAAUCAGUAGUAAUCAAAUUAUAUUUUCCUCUGUAACCAGGUUCAAAAUGGUCGAUGGCCUUGGCGGCUCACGACCUCUGACCUAAUGCAUUUUACAUAGUUCUUUACUUGUCACUGCCACACACCAACCUCAUGUGUAACCAUUGAGGUUUCACAAAUGCAGAUGAACAGACAGUGGUCUGUUUGGUUGUGCAUCAUAAACUGCAUGAAAAAAAAUUGCUACGGGGACAAAGCAGUCAGAGAACUUCAGUUAACAGCAUUCAUUUUGUUUACUUAUUUGUAUUUUGUUGGUCAGGAGAAUUUUGCUUCCACUUUUAAAAUGUUUUUAUGUUACGUGUACAAACAAACAUACAUUUACCGUAUAUGUUUUGGUAGAUAAAUGUGUGAGUAAUGAUAGCACUGACCUAGUAAUCAUCUGUGGUCACGUGCGUCGAACAUCGUCAUAUGUUUACGAUCAAUUACGGUAAAGUCAUGUUAUCUCGUUUAACACAUUUUUAUCACCGGGCUUUAUUGAACGGUUGCUCUUAGCCCCCUGAACAUGUAGGCAAUGUGCUGAGUCAUGGCUGGGAUUCCUGUCCCCGCCGCGCCGUCCAGUCAGCUCUAGUAAUCUGUCAGUCACAAAAACACAGACACGCCGUCAGAGAAAUAAGUUAUUUUUAAUUCUGCUUCACAUGAUGGCAGUUUUCUGUAUCGUUUCUCUACUUCAUGUGCGUAUCAGCACCAGUUGGUUUGCUCUUAAUAAAUAAAGCUGUUUACAGACCUUAAGCUAUGAACAUAGUUUACAACCUUGGCCCAAUUAGAAAACCACCAAAACAAGUUUUCAUUGGGUGGUUAUUUUAGGGAAACUUGUACUAUGUAGGAUUGAACUUAAUUAAAAAAGCUCAAUGAUUUGUGUUUAUACUGUAUAUUAAGUAUUAUAUCCAAAAUAUUUCAUUUACUGUAGGGAAUUAGCCAUGUGUACUCAGUGCUAGCUUCUAUCAUAACACAGGCACUACAGAGACACGGUGCACAGAGAUUUAAAAUAUAAUCCAAUAAUUGUUUAUAAAAGUUAAAAUCACCUGUUUUUUUUUUAAAGGGGAAAUUAUGUUUAAUUAUUGUUAUUGGCGUCUAAUAACAAAACCAAUGGUUUGAGUCCUUUUAAUGCCAGUCCAUAUUUGGAGUUUUCGGCCCCUAAAUGCAGAGCUGGGAAUAGCUAAAGGAACAGAAGUAGCUUAUCAUAAACAUGAAAAUAAUGUAAAAUGUGUGCACUUUGUUUUGAAGACUGGAGUCUGAUCAUUUCAUCUCGUUUAACUUAGCUGUAAUGUCAUGGGAGAUCUGGUAAAGGAGCAUGUUUUCCCAUUGUGUUCAUUAUUUAGCCUGGAGGUCAAGCAUUAGUGCAGUCACGUAAUUUAAAAUUAAUAAAAAAAACCCUGAAUGUUAUGUUUAUAAAACGAUAAUUUUUCAUCUAUUUUAUUUCACAUCAGUUAAGUAAAAUCUUUAUUUUUGCCUAGCAGGCAUCAGCUCUGUUAGUAGUCCUUGUAUGCCCCCUGCUGGCUGGCUGUGAAGAUGCAUCAUACGCCAUAAUUUAAGUGGUGCAUAUUUAAACACAAAAACAUUUCUAAUAAGAGACUUAUUAGAAAAAAAUAAAAAGUGAAAUAUUGAAUUCUAAAAAAAAUCAUCUAUUAAGUAGUUGAGGCGCAAUUUAUCAAUCACCUUAUCAAUCCAGUCCUAUAUAUUGUGUAUAUAUUGCCAGAGGCAUUAUCUUCACCUAAAAUGUAACAAAUAAAAGCAUCACACUAAUAUCAGCGUCUAAGGUCUAAACAGAGCUUAAGAAAAGUUCAUUCAUUAAGCAGUAACGGCGCAGUUUUUCUUUUUUUCUUUUUGUUGAGCACUAGAUGGCAGUGUGUGACAAUGGAACUGUGUCAGUCUUUAACCAGUGGAAAAUUCUUCAUGCAUCUCCUGCCACUCAAGCACUCUAUAAAUUUGUACAGAUUAAAUUUGAAUAAAAGGAAAACAUUACGUACAAACAAGUCGAAUUGAUCUGUGCUAGCUGGUGAUUUAUUCAGACACUCGUUUUUGAUUUUUGUCCACUGUUGAAACAUGAUUAUCGUCUGUAGCGGUCACCCAUGGAUGAAAACUGCUGCAGUCCUUCACGUAGAAUUGAUUUGGAGGAGUCAUAAGUUAUUGUUUGUGAACAUGUUUGCCUUAUUAAUAUUUUCACUGUUGUAUAUAAUUAGUUUGUGGAGUAUUAAUAACCUAAAAGAAAUGCAUUUUUCUUAGGUAUUUAAUUAUUGAUGUUUUUUUCUGUUUUCUUUCUUUUCAUGUUCUUUUCAUGCCCUUGUGCUGCCUGGUGGUCGUACAGCUCAUCAGGGGCCAGCGUUGUCGCCAUCGACAACAAGAUCGAACAAGCAAUGGACUUGGUGAAGAGCCACCUGAUGUACGCAGUGCGAGAGGAGGUGGAGGUCUUGAAGGAGCAGAUUAAGGAGCUGAUUGAGCGCAACUCUCAGCUGGAGCAGGAGAACACCCUGCUGAAGACGCUGGCCAGCCCAGAACAGAUGGCCCAGUUCCAGGCCCAAGUGCAAACGGGCUCCCCGCCCGCCGCUCCCACAUCUGCCAUGCCAGUGCCCACCAACACCACCACCGCCGCCGCCGCCACCCUGGUGCAGCCCUCCACACACAGCUCCGGCCCUUCAGCAUAGCUUGGUCUGCAAACACACACACACAUGCACUCACACAUACACACACACACACACACACACAGACUCACUGGCAGUUUUUGAGCUCUGCUCCGGCAGCAGCAGGGCAGCACCUUGUCUCCUCCGGCACAAGGUUGGGCUGUUAUGACAAAGAUUUGCACAUAUUUAUCUCUCAGAGGGUUGCAGCUAGAGGGAGGAGAGGUGAUGACGACAGUCUUAAGAUGCUGUUGGAGAAGGAUCAGUGUCACAAGAAGAUGAAUCAUUGAACAUUUGCCAAAAAAAAAAAAAAAUUCUUGGACAUACAACAUUAUGUCUUACCAAGAGACCAGUUCAUCAGUGGCAUCAUUAUAGUAAACAAAAUUAAAAAAAAAAAAAUCACUGUGCCUGUGUCAGGAUUA
Messenger RNA from Cynoglossus semilaevis (tongue sole), 4687 nucleotides. RefSeq names its product TSC22 domain family protein 1-like. The record is from RefSeq and is a predicted model, not a curated record. Bases 3888 to 4292 code for a protein of 134 amino acids. Lineage: Eukaryota; Metazoa; Chordata; Actinopteri; Pleuronectiformes; Cynoglossidae. Gene Ontology annotation, biological process: positive regulation of cell population proliferation; regulation of transcription by RNA polymerase II; negative regulation of apoptotic process. The transcript has 3 exons. Gene Ontology annotation, cellular component: cytosol; nucleus.